This is a messenger RNA of Pyricularia oryzae 70-15, 2015 nucleotides long. Its product is annotated as ATP-citrate synthase subunit 2. NCBI's taxonomy places the organism in Eukaryota, Fungi, Ascomycota, Sordariomycetes, Magnaporthales, Pyriculariaceae. The record is from RefSeq and is a predicted model, not a curated record. The transcript is spliced from 3 exons. Bases 282 to 1742 code for a protein of 486 amino acids.
CGAUGCGCAGGAAGCUACCACUCGACGGUCCGAAUUUUUCAGAGAAACCUUCAAGGCUGUAACAGAUUGAUCACUCGACCUUCUGCUGCUUUGAAGAUCUACGAACCUUUCUCGAGUUUCUCAGGUUUGCAAAUUUGGUCUUUUUGCUAGCUGCGUUGCCAUUGACGGCCAAACACCAUAUUGUGCCCCUGAAACUUUCCCACGAGCACAUUUCGAACAACUGGCAGCUGCAUAUCCAUUGACAAAAGGAACCCUUUGUUACGCACCGAGUAUCUCUCAAUAUGUCCGCCAAAUCCAUCACUGAGGCCGACGGCAAGGCCAUCCUCAACUACCACCUCACACGCGCCCCUGUCAUCAAGCCCUCUCCACUGCCCGCCGCUGCGACGCACAACCCUCCCCCGCGUUUGGCAUCGCUGUACUUUGCUGAGGAUGCCGAUGUGAACGGCGUCUUGGACCAGGCUGAGGUCACCUACCCUUGGCUUUUGCAGCCCGGCGCCAAGUUUGUCGCGAAGCCCGACCAGCUCAUCAAGAGGCGAGGAAAGAGCGGUCUUUUGGCCCUGAACAAGACCUGGGCUGAGGCCAAGGCGUGGGUUGCUGAACGCGCCGGCAAGGAGCAGAAGGUUGAGCACGUUACCGGCGUUUUGAGGAACUUCUUGGUUGAGCCCUUUGUUCCUCACCCAGAUGGCACCGAGUACUACAUCAACAUCAACUCGGUCAGAGAUGGUGACUGGAUUCUCUUUACGCAUGAGGGUGGUGUUGACGUCGGUGACGUCGACGAGAAGGCAGAGAAGCUUCUCAUCCCGGUCGAUCUCUCAGAAUACCCCUCAAAUGAGGAGAUUGCCAGCGCACUGUUGAAGAAGGUCCCCAAGGGAAUUCACAACGUUCUGGUUGACUUUAUUACCCGUCUGUACGCCGUUUACGUCGACUGCCAGUUUACCUAUCUUGAGAUCAACCCCCUCGUUGUUAUUCCCAAUGAGGAUGCCACAUCUGCCGCUGUCCACUUUUUGGAUCUUGCUGCUAAGCUUGACCAGACCGCCGACUUCGAGUGCGGUGUCAAGUGGGCCAUUGCCAGGUCUCCAGCUGCCCUUGGUCUUGCUGCAACCGCUAGCAGCAAGAUCAACAUCGAUGCCGGCCCGCCAAUGGAGUUCCCCGCGCCGUUUGGUCGUGAAUUGACAAAGGAGGAGGCAUACAUUGCCGAGCUGGAUGCCAAGACGGGAGCUUCGCUCAAGUUGACCGUUCUCAACGGCAACGGACGCGUAUGGACUCUUGUUGCCGGUGGUGGUGCCUCGGUCGUUUACGCUGAUGCCAUUGCCUCGGCCGGCUUUGCCGAUCAGCUCGCCAACUACGGCGAGUACUCUGGUGCCCCUACGGAGUCACAGACAUACCACUACGCACGAACAGUGCUUGACCUGAUGCUGAGGGCCCCGUUGGCCCCCGAAGGCAAGGUCCUUUUCAUUGGCGGUGGUAUCGCCAACUUUACAAACGUCGCUUCCACUUUCAAGGGUGUUAUCAAGGCACUCCGCGAGUAUGCCAAGGCGCUGAACGAGCACAAUGUUAGCAUUUGGGUGCGUCGUGCGGGUCCUAACUACCAGGAGGGUUUGAGGAACAUGAAGGCAGCCACCCAAGAAUUGGGCUUGAACGCCAAGAUCUUUGGCCCAGAGAUGCACGUCUCCGGUAUCGUGCCUCUGGCGCUCAUCCCUGGCAAGUGGGAGGAGGGCAACUUCGAGGAGUUCAAGGGUUAGACUUGAUAACUCGAUGUUUGUUUGAUUUUAUUUAUAGAGGAACAUAGAAGGGAAAACCAUUUACAGGAUGGAUGAUGAAAGCCGGAGCUGUUGCAAGUUUGGGCGGGGUGGGGGGCGUUUGAGGUCAAGUGAACGACAACCUGAGAUACCGACCAUGGUUUGAUGCUCAUUCUGCUUACUUGUAAGCUGACGAUGGCGGAAUGGAAUUUUUUGAGAGCAAAAUUUAUCCCGUGGUAGCUCUGUAAUUGAAGCAAAUGAAAUGACUUGAACCUA